UUAAUCCUAGUUUCACAAAUUGUGAUACUAUAUUUAUCAGAUAAACUUAAUAAUAGUUUAGACUUGUAAACCGUAGUUUACAAUCGUGAAACCGUAUUUAUCAGAUAUAAACUAUGUUUUGCAAUCGCUAAUGAUUGUUUUCAUUGUUAAUUAUAGUUUACGCUUGUGAAACAGAUUAUCUGUUAACUAUGGUUUACAGAUGUGAAAUAUAGAUUAACGUCGUUAACUAUAGUCUACGGUCCGUAAACUAUAGUUUACAGUCGAUAAACCUAGUUUAUCAACUGUGAAACUAUGUUUAGCUCAUUUUUGUGAAUUUGGCGUGCCAUAUGUAUGAGGCGUAUUUUGUAGCAGAAUUUCAAGAUAUCUUUUUUUUUCAAUAUGCCACAAGUAACAAUAUAUGACAUUUUAAAAAGAGAAACGGUUAAAAGGAAUAAACAAAACAAACUCAUCCACCUACCCACCUACAAAAAUACCACCACCACCACCAAAAAAAAAAAAAAAAAAAAGAAAAAAAAAAAGAAAAGAAAAAGAAUCCCCCCAAAAAGAAAUCGGCUUUCAAUCGUACUAGAUUUACCGCUUGCCAGGUAUGACACAGGGUCGUUUCGCCUCCAUAUCGAUUCAUAUACAGGUUUACAAACCUUUUAUAAAGCUUCCUCGAAUUCUUUAUAUAACAGUUAGGUUUGUUCUUUUGAAAAAUAACACAUACAUAGUGUUCAGUAAAAAGCGGAUGUUUAAUGAAAUGCAUUUGCACCAACAUUGACGACAAAUUACACGGAUACGAAAUACAACGCAGACGAAACGACAUCCUCGUUCUAAUAUCGCAUUCAAUUCAAUGCUUGAAAAUGUAGGAUAAAAAAAAUAGGAAAUAGAAAACGCACACAAGACUGAGAUAAAAUCGAAAACAUUCUAUUUUCAAUAUGCAGACUGAGACUGAGUCUGGUCCAUUGUUGGCAAGCGAUGAAGUUCUGGAGAAUGUUAGACGAAGGGUACAGCAGAAAAUCGCCGGGAAAUUUAUUGGUGCCAUUGGAACAGAUGAAGACAAAUCCUCUUUGAGUCAAAAUAUGGAUGAAGAAACGAGAGAGCAGUUUGAGAAAAGAUUUGGAAAAUACAGAACCAAAGAAUCCCCAUAUAGCAUUCAGAACAUUCUGUGGUUCGUCAGCUCUAUUGCUGUCUUCUACUACACCGAUUUCUACAUUGCAUGUCGCUACGACCAAAGAGUAAACAGGGUGUGGUUCAAUGUGGGAGCCAUUCUCAUACUAGUUAAUGUUUCCAUUGCGGCUUUCCUUAUUGUAUACAUAACAUACAUAAAGAAGGUCAGCACAGAUGACUGGGAAACCCACUAUCCUGCUGCUAUUCCAAUAGCCACGGGUUCCUUUAUAAUAGGAGGGGUUUGUGUAACAGUUGGUCUGUGGCCUAUAUGGAAUAUAUUCACCCCUGUCAUCCUGUUUACCUUAUUUAUGGGCUUGAUUGUAACACUAGCUAUGUUACCAAACUUUUAGGAGGUCAGCAAGAAAUAGAAGAGGGUGAAACAUCGUAGGAAAAAACGAUGUUAUCGUACUCUUAAAAAACAACGUUAUGGUACUCUUGCAUUGAUGUUGAUGAAGGUUAUUUAUGUAAUUUACUGUUUAUGUACCCUUUUCCUUGCAGCUUUUAUCUUUUUUGUUCCAUACUUAAAUUCCAUGGAUUUGUGUGCAAUUUUAUUAUAUUCCUUUACAUUAACUUUAUUUCACUUGUAUGAUAGUGGGUGGAUUUUUAUAGUCACAAAUAAGGUGAAAAUGUAAACCGCGGGGGAAAUAGUACACUUGCUAUACAGUAGUUUUAUGUCGGAUAGAAAGUAUUUUGUGUAAUAAUUCAUUGUAGUUUUUAUGUACCAAGCAAUUGAAUGGUUAUCUUUUGCAUUCAGGUUCCUUUUCAUUCAUUUGAGCUCACCUGAGUCAAAGCUGGCUUGAGUGAGUUUUAUGAUCAAAUUUUGUCUAUUUUCUUCCUCUCUGUACUUUUCAAUUUGUUUUCCAAAACCACUGGAACAAUUUCAAUCCAAACUUGUCACAAUGCAUCCCAGUUAAAAGUCUCUGAGGAGAUGAAUGAUAAUAAAAUUGCUAGGAAUAAAAACAAGAUGUGUUUGUGAAACACUGAGUCCUCGGUAGCAACAAUGAAACACUCGAAGGUCACAAGGUCAAUACUUUGGCAACAAAAGAAAGAUCUUGUCACAAGGAUUGUACAUAUGAAAUAAGAGAGUCCUAUCACUCACCAUUCAAAAGUUAUGAGCAGAGUUAAAGUUUCAGACAGACAGACAGGACAAAACAAUAAUCUUUUAAUACGGGGACAUAAAAUAAAAGAUAAAAUGAGGUCAGCUUAUCAGACAUGACCAAACUUAAGCAGGAGUUAAAACAUAUCAGUAUAAGUCAUUUUGUGUUAUCCUUGGUGACAGUCCCAAAUACUAGUAACUGUAGUUCCAACCUGGACCAGACUUGCUUGGAAGUUACCGGUACAUCUAGGGGAUAUUAACACCACUGUGCUUGCUUCAGAUGUUGAGUGUGACAUACAACUUUCUGAAUGAUUGACAGGUUAAAAAUUAAGAACAUGCUAAUAUUUUAGAUCUUGGCUUCAUUUAGUAGAUAUGAGACCUACCUAGAACAAGGUAUUUAAUAUGGCACAUUUAGGACUGCAGAUGGCCAGACUUGUUCUGUAGGUCUGACCUCAGCACCCUUCCUUUUAUUUCAUUAUUUCAAAGUAAAUGUACUUCAUACUUGGACCAAAUUAAUAUAUAUUGUUAUAUAUAGAUGAAUAAUGUAAUGAUAUCAAUAGUAUUGUAAUAUAUAUUUAUAAAUUAUUCGAUAAUAUCAUUUUACAUAUCUACCUGAUGUAUUGGUAUCAUAACAUCAUUAAAUUUAUAUAAAUAGGAGAAUGGCAUUUGAUUGGAUAUUUUUUUAAUGAUUUAAGUCCCUUAUUUGUCGCGGAGGUGAGCUGUGUUAGCUUUGUCCACCUUACGUUUUGAUAGUGUUUGUGAUACUAUUCUGAUUGUUACUCUAUGUUGCUGCAGAUUGUUGCACUAGUGGUUCAUAUAGCACCAAAACUCAUCCAUCAUCUGCCAAUGCAACUGCGUUGAAGAGCAUCAGACUUGCGGUGAUAUUGUGUUCCUUACACCAAGUUUUCUCGCUGAAGUUUCUGUUCACAAGUGAAAAUCAGAUAGUGGCUGUUGUUUAUUUUGUUAUAACUCUCAGUAUAUGAAUUAUCAUCUCAUGAUAAAAAGCUUCUUGUUAUUGAUUGUUUUACGUCCCGUCAAGAAUUUUCACCCAUAUUGAGACGUCACCAUUGUAGAUGAAGUACCAAAAAUUUAGACGCUAUGCUUAGUGGUCAUGGCCUUACAGUGAGAGUUCUUUCAUGUGGCAACACCUGCCAUGACAGGGACCUCAGUUUUUAAAGUCAUAUCAAAAAGCCCCAUGAUUCUCACUUUUUAAAUGCCAAGCAGCAAUUACUACCAAUGUUAACGUCUUAGGUUUGACGCUGCCAUUGCACAAGUGGGGCUCGAACGCCCGACCUCCCAGUUACGAAGCGAACACUCUACCGCUGAGCUACCGUGACCAGAACAAGAUAACUAACUCAUUAUAAUGAGAUAGUUAACGUGGUAUAAUGAGUAAAUUGUAAAAGAUUAAUCUUAGGGGUACUCUGCAGUUGCAUUGACGGAGAUGGCUGAGAAUUGUGAUACACCCCUCCCCCUUGCAUUUAAAAAAAGAAUCCUCCAGCAUACUUUGUAAUGACCACAGAGUGCAAAAGAUUAAUCCUCCCGCAUACUUUGUAAUGACCACAGAGUGCAAAAAAUUAAUCCUCCUGCAUACUUUGUAAUGACCACAGAGUGCAAAAUAUUAGAGAAAGUAGUCAGGUUGCUCUUUUAUUGAAAAAGUCUUGAAGAGCUGACCAUUGAAGGGGUGGAGUCACAAAGUGCAACAAUCAGGGCUGUAGAAAAGUCAUUCAUGUGACUGAGUUUAAAUUAUGCUACAUACUAGUAUGUGGAAUCUGAAAAGAUGUUAUUUAUUCAAGAAAAAAUCCUUUGAAUUGGGGCAUUUUUCUUGUCAUGUUGCCAGCAUUGCAAUCCAUUGGAGCUCAGCUCCUAUUUUACUCCGUUUUCAGCCUGUAUAAACAUGUCUUAAUGGCUAAUUGUUAUGUACAGUAAAACAUGGUUACAGCAAACAUGCUUAUAAUGAAUUCACAGUUACAGCGAAUUGAUUUUCAUUCCUAAUUUAAAACAUAUUAUGAACUUAUCGGAUAUAACGAAUAAAAAUUGUUUGUCCCCAGCACUUGUCUAAAUUGUGUUUUACUGUAGAACAGCAUUAGCCUAUCAGUCUUUUUUAAGAGAUUGACUGUAUUUUCAGGAUUUUAUCAGUAUGUUGUCUAUUUUUCUUCCGACUCAAUUUUAUUUUUCUCCAAAGUAUAUUGAUGCUAAUCUGUGAUGGAAUCAUACUUAAGGCAGUGUAAUGCUAUAUAAGAGAACUUCCGAUUGUAAUCCAGGUUUACAUGUAAGUUGUACAGCAUUUGCCACUUUGCAACUCAAUUCAUUGCAUUUUUGAUGCCAAACAUUUGUUAUAUUUUGUAGUUAUGCUCAGUCCCAUUUCCCAUUAUUUUCUCCUUUUAUAGAAGUGCUUCAUGUAUAAUAUUUUCCUGGAUAUGAUAUAAAUUGUUACUUACAUAACUGACUGUUACUAGUAUGUAUACCGACAUUGUAAUUUUUAAUGCCCCCGCCAUGUCCUUAGUCUUAAAUUGUUGCUCCUCUCCAUUUACCAGUCCUUUUCAUUAGUCCAUCAUAGUUUUAGUCUUUUGAAUUACUUUCAGAAGAACUAUAAUAGUCCAUGGACAAUGAAAUUUCACAGAUUCAUGCAGCACGUGGGCCUUUUACUUCUCGUUAUGCUUGCAGAUGUUGAGCUGAUUUUUUAAUGUGUAGUUGCAUACUGAAGAAGUGCAGGUCUUCUUCAUUUCCCUAGACUUCAUAGUUUUCUUUUGAGAAAUAAAAAGGAGAUAGGUCUGCUGCUCUUGCAGAUGCAUAGAUAUACCAUAUGAGUGGAAUUUUUAGCGAGACACAAAUUUAACGAUUUGUCCAUGAAUUAUGGGUAUAUAUAUUUAGCGAGAGCUAAUUCUAACGACUUUAUAAUUCCAAGAAAAAUAACUAUUACCUCCGGUAUGGAGUGAAUAUUAGCGAUAUUCAAUUUUAGCAAUCUCAACACCCUCGCUAAUAAUGCCAAAAUUUAAAUCCCCACUAAGAAUUCUGCUUAUACGGUACCUGGUAUUUAGCUGAUUUUUUGCUAUGUUUUGUAUAGUGAAUUCAAAUGACUUAUUCUCAGCAGGAUUAAAGUCCAUGAACUUUACAAAUUUCUGACAAGCAAAAUGUUGGUCUGAUUAACAAUGUAAAUCGAGUUCCAGAUCAAACUCAUUUUUUAUUCCAGUUGACAUUGUACUCUAUUGGCUGUACACAUUUUUAUUUGGUUACUGGCAGGGGCAUUGGUGUUGUAUUUACACAUCUAGUUUUAUUUGAAAUAGCAGAAAUGUUGUUGGGCUGGAAGUUGCUGUCAAUGGAAAUGGUGAUUUUAGGAUCCAUAGAGGCAAAAGCACAGUAUAUACCUUUCAAAACAUGCACACUUCUUAAUCCAAAUUAUUACCUUUUUAAAUUAAAUUUCUGGGAUGUGUAUGUCGAAAAGAAAAGAAUUCAGUAAUGUUGACCAUUAGAUACAGAUAUUUUGUACUUUGAUGUUAAAAAAAGCUCCAGGGCAUUGUACUUCUCUGACGUCUCUCCAUACCAUAACUUACAAUCAACUAAUGAAGAGCAAUAAACCCAGUUUAGCACAAUGAGGUGGAGAAUCCCUUUUGACUUACCAAAUCAAAGCUUGACCUUAUUUACAUUGUACAUGGUAUACAAAAACACUAUUCUAACUUUUUUCAUUAGCCCAAUUGAACUGAAAGCUCAUAUGAAAUUUUCAAUCAAAAUUGGUCAGUCUUGAUGUCUUUCUAUAACCAACAUUUUUUCGCAUUUUGAACAUCUUGUUAAGAACUUUGGACAUCCUUGGGUAAAGGGAUUCUAGAUUAUUUCCAAGUGAGGGAUAGUAUUUUCUCGCAGAGGAAAAUAAAUUCUAGUUUAUAUUCAUGUGAAGGACCAUAUUUCUCUCAAGGGCAGAUAAUUAAAAAAUAGAUUCUUGUUUAUUUCCAUGUAAAGGACCAUAUUUUCUCUCAAGAACAGAUAAUCAGAAAAUAGAUUCUUGUAUAUUUCCAUGUAAAGGACCAUAUUUUCUCUCAAGGACAGAUAAUUAGAAUAUAGGACAAGUCAUGCGGAAUCCUCUGAAGACCUACUUGAUCAGAACUGACAAAACUUUUGUAUAAUCGUUCCUAUGUAGUGUUGGGUCAAAUUUUGGCUAACAGGGGUUGGAAUGAGUUGGCAGUAAUAUACUGUUAUAAGCAUUCUUAUUUAAUGCAUAUUUGAAUGUAUUCAAAUUAUUUCUCCUGAGGCAAAAUAACCUGUCUAUAAUGAAGCAGCUUCAGUUGACCGUCAGGGUGAUAUGGUUGUGUUGCUCAGUGGUUAGAGACUCAGAAAGCAUCAGUUUGAGCCCCACUCAAACUUGUGGCUUAAAAUAAGUACAUAGUGAAUAAGUACAUAGUUAGUGCUCUUUUUCCCCAAACAUUUAGCAUUCCGAAAUCAGAGUUGCGAAUCUUUCAUAUGAAAGCUUUAGAAUGAGGUCAUGGUAGGCAUUGGCACAAUAAAGAGGCCUCGCUGCUGUGGCACCAUGCCUAGGUCUAAAUUUGUGGCAUUUUGCCUACAGCUGAGAGCAUCUCUUGAUGAGUGAGAAAUUCUAGAAGGGACAUAAAACAGAAAUUGCUGUAAACUCUUUUAGCUUACAUUUUUAGAUGAGUAGACUGCCAUUGACAAAAUUUUUAGAAAAUUUAUAUUUCCUGUUGUGUGGUAUAAAGUUUUCAUAUUGCUCUGUGAAUUUUGACAAAUAAUGGCUUCAUGCAAUGUUUACCAAGAAAUGUCAUUAUUAACAGUAUUUGACAUUUAGGAUAUUCACACAAAUUGUCUUUUAUUAUGCAUUUAAUGUUGAGUUGCGUAAGUUUGAAUGAUAAUUAGUAUGAUGAUUAGUAUUUUUGAAAAAUCUCCUGACUCAUUUUUGUUUGUGGCAAAACCUUAAAGUUCAUAUCAAGGAUGUAGUGAUUUAACAUCACCAUUGAUCAAUAGCAAAGUAUGGGUUUUUUAUGGAUAGACUACCUUAACAAAGCUUUAAUCAGCCAUCAGACUAUAAAACGCUUGUUGUACAGAUUCAAGUUGAUUUGAAUUAUGGCCUUCAGAGAGAGAAGAAGCAUAAUGUAUUGGUCUGAAGAUUUCAUGCAGGAAUUAAAGAAUCCCGUACAAUUCCCAAUACAAACAAAUCUACUGAAGGUUUUGUUAAUAUGUAAUCGUAAUGAGACAGGGAACAGUGUUGUACUAUAGCUGGUCUUUCUCUUUAAAGUGUAGGGCCAUUAUUAAGAAUUCAAUGAGAGGUCAAGGUCACUGAAGGAAAUUCAGAAAGUUUUUUAUAUAAAAUUUUAGCAACAUUUUUAAUCCAAAUUUUGUAAAUUUGAUAAUGUGUAAUAUUGAAAUACUGAUUUAAACUUCUCAUGUGUAAUUUUAUGAAACUAUACAACUUUAAUAUAUAAAAACCAGUUCUAAGCUGGGCAUAUUUCAGAUAUAUCAAGCCUAAAUUCUUUAUGAAUUGAGAUGAAAAAAAUUGUAGAAUUGUCCUAAUGAUAGAUUUCUAACUAUGGAGGAAUGUAGUGAAUGCUUCUAGGAGAAGACAGAGCUGGGGGUAGUGUGUUACAGCAGGUUACUAGUGGGCUGACUAUAGUGAUGUGAAAUGUAGUUACAUGUAAUACUAGUAUUCUGUGGCAGCUGUGGUUUCUACCAGUAUGCAUCGAUAGCAACUUUCAGCAGUAUUGUAAUAUCUGUGAUAUAUCUUGUCUAGAACAAAAACAUCUGUUUUCAAAAUAGUAUAGAUAAGUCAUAUUUUUUUGUGUAAUAUUUUUUGUACUUUAAAAUAAAUUAUUUUAAUAAAUUCUUUCCAAAAAAGAAA
Messenger RNA from Ostrea edulis (European flat oyster), 8084 nucleotides. RefSeq names its product transmembrane protein 128-like. The record is from RefSeq and is a predicted model, not a curated record. The transcript is spliced from 4 exons. NCBI's taxonomy places the organism in Eukaryota, Metazoa, Mollusca, Bivalvia, Ostreida, Ostreidae. The coding region runs from base 918 to 1499 and encodes 193 amino acids.